This is a messenger RNA of Dendrobium catenatum, 1641 nucleotides long. Its product is annotated as peroxisome biogenesis factor 10. Lineage: Eukaryota; Viridiplantae; Streptophyta; Magnoliopsida; Asparagales; Orchidaceae. The transcript is spliced from 11 exons. The coding region runs from base 69 to 1289 and encodes 406 amino acids. Gene Ontology annotation, molecular function: zinc ion binding. Gene Ontology annotation, cellular component: peroxisomal membrane. The record is from RefSeq and is a predicted model, not a curated record. Gene Ontology annotation, biological process: protein import into peroxisome matrix.
CACCCUAUUACUCUCCGGAUAGGCAAGCGGAUAGGCGAUUCUACUCGGUUUGUCCCAAAAAAAGACUAAUGGAAGGUCGGCGCGAUGCCGCCGGCGGAGAGACUGGAACGAGCUCAAGCACGCCGGGCUCGUCGGAGCGGAGAUUCCCGCCGGCGGCCCAGCCUGAGAUCAUGAGAGCAGCGGAGAAGGACGACCAAUAUGCCGCCUUUGUCCACGAUGCAUGCCGUGAUGCUUUCCGUCACCUCUUUGGAACGAGGGUAGUUGUAACUUUCCAAAGCGAGGUUAGUUCUCGUCUUAUGUCAAUUAAUGUGUUCGCUAAUAAGCAUAAAAUAAAGCUUUUAGGUCAGACAUUGUAUUAUCUACUGACAACAGGUGCAGGGCAGCAGACAUUAGGAGAAGAAUAUUGUGAUCUUUCUCAGGUUGCAGACUCAUAUGGGCUCCCACCAACACCUGCAAGACGUAUAGUUUUCAUCUUCUACCAAACGGUUGUUCCUUAUCUCGCAGAAAGACUUAGCUCUAGAAUGACCGCUCAUGGUAUGACCAUGGAUGAUUUUCAGUUUGGGGAACUUCAUGAAAGCAAUUAUUUGAGAAGGAAUCAAGCACAACCUUCUAGUAGUGGAAGCUCAUCAUCAAGAGGACUGCCUACAUCUGCCAUUUCAAAGAUGAAAGAAAAGUUUGUUGGUUUAUGGUUUUGGGCAGUUCAGAAAUGGCCUAUGGUGCUUCCAUUUGCUCGAGAAGCUGCUCAGUUGGCUCUGCGAGCAAACCUCAUGUUUUUCUAUUUUGAAGGUUUGUAUUAUCAUAUAUCAAAGCGUGCAGCAGGCAUUCGAUAUGUAUUUAUUGGGAAGCCAUCGAAUCAAAGACUGCGAUAUCAAAUCCUAGGCAUUUUCCUCUUGGUCCAGCUUUGUAUUCUUGCUGCUGAAGGAUUACGAAGAAGCAAUUUUUCUUCAAUUGCUAGUUCUGUUCACCCGUCUUCUCUUGGAGGUCAUCAGUCUUCUACAGGGCGAGGAUUGCCUGUUCUGAAUGAAGAUGGAAACCUGAUCACUGAUGCUGCUAUUAAAAAAAGUAGCCUGGGCUCUGAUUCUUUGACUACAGAGUCUCAAGUACCGGUGAGCAUUAGCAAAUGCACUCUCUGCCUAAGUACUCGCCAACAUCCUACGGCCACUACUUGUGGUCAUGUUUUUUGCUGGAAUUGUAUCAUGGAAUGGUGUAAUGAGAAGCCUGAAUGUCCUCUCUGCCGCACUCCCAUCACUCAUUCCAGCUUGGUUUGCAUAUACCAUUCUGAUUUCUAACACUUUGCAGUCACCUUUUUUGUCAUUUUGAGAAAUCUUGUAAUUAUUUGGAUUGAUUUUCAUUACGAAAACAUAUUGGAUGUUGCUAUGCACGUCAGUGAAAUCUGUUCUCACUGCCAAUUUGUACAAGAUUUCCUGUAUCGUAAUCUGUCUGUAUUAUCAGAAUAAAUUAUUUUAUAUGGUCGGUGUUCUUUGCACCAUCAUACUACUACUAAGAAAUUAUUGUCCGAACGUGUUCGGAGGCGAAUCUGAGCAAGUUCAGCUGAGGUUUUUGUGUAAGCUCUUCUGACCCCGUUUGGGCCAAGCCAGUUUUAUUGAUAAAAAAAAAUAAUGUUUAUAUUCAUCAAGUAAA